Molecule: messenger RNA, 2115 nt
Organism: Cavia porcellus (domestic guinea pig)
Lineage: Eukaryota; Metazoa; Chordata; Mammalia; Rodentia; Caviidae
Gene: Nif3l1
Product: NGG1 interacting factor 3 like 1
Exons: 6
Coding region: 588-1739 (383 amino acids)
Cellular component (GO): mitochondrion; cytoplasm
Source: RefSeq, a predicted model, not a curated record
CGCGUCCCUGCUGCGUGCAAGCGUCCGGAAGCCGCGCCCCGAGCCUCCCUUGGCCCACACGGCCCCACCUGGCUGCACCUAGGGAGGCGGCAGCCAACUCACGCUGUAGAUUGCUAUGUCGGGCCGGACAGUGGAGAGGAAGGGUUGUCAAGGGAAGCUUUCUUUAGGGCUGGACAUGGGUGGGGCAGGCCUGUAAUCCUGCACCUCUGGGAGGCUGAGGCUGGAGGAUUGCAAAUUCAGGCCCCGCCUGUGCCCUUUAGGGACGCGUAGUGGCGGGUGAGAAAAACCCAGGCCUGGGGAUGUGGCUGGGCCGGGAGGCCAGCGGGUUCCAUCUCCAGUACCCGGAAAGGGCGGAGGAGCGCUGACAGCCCAAGGGGCCUUGAAGGAAGGGAACGCAGCAGUGGGAGAGGGACGCUCCGGGGUCGCAGUGCCCCCAAUCCCCACCGCGGGAGGGCAGAGCCCGGGAAGCCAUGGCCGUGCGCUCAGGAACCUGGGGCACCCAGAUGUGACCUCCAGAGCUGCCGCGGAAGUCACAGGAGCUCUGCUUCCCGCCUUUGCCCCCAGUGCUCGCUUCGGCCUGGUGUCACAUGUUGGCGCUGCCCGGGCGUCUGGUGCCCGCUGCGGUCCAGCUCGCACGUUCCCGGGUCCGGCACUCCUCCUCAGGCAUGGAUCUGAAGGCCGUCCUCAGCGCCCUGAAUGACCUCGCGGCCCUCUCCUUCGCCGAGAGCUGGGACAACGUGGGGCUCCUCGUAGAGCCCAGCCCCCCGCACAAGGUCCGCACGCUCUUCCUGACCAACGACCUGACCGAGGCGGUGCUGCAGGAGGCCCUGCAGGCGAAGGCUGACCUGGUCCUCUCCUACCACCCGCCCAUCUUCCGGCCACUCAAGCGUGUCACCUGGGGGACCUGGAAGGAGCGCCUGGUGGUCCGUGCCCUGGAGGGCAGGGUGGCCAUCUACUCCCCACACACAGCGCUGGACGCCGUCCCCCAGGGUGUCAACGCCUGGCUGGCCAAGGGGCUCGGUGCUUGUACUUCCAGGCCAAUCCGUCCCUGCAGAGCCGCCAGCCACCCGACAGAGGGGACCCACCGAGUAGAGCUCAGCAUUAGGCACCCCCAGGACCUGGACGCCGUCCUGUCGGCCCUGAAAGGAGUCAGCAAUGCUUCCAUCACAUGUUUCUCCACCAGGGCUGACGGCGAGGAGCAGGUGCGGCUGAGCCUGAACUGCACGCAGGAGGCUCUGACACGCGUGGUGGCCUGGUUGUCACAGCACGGCGGGCUCUACGAGGAGAUGGAGAUCCUGGCCCUGGAGAAGCCUCUGCUGCCGCACACCGGGAUGGGGCGGCUGUGCGUGCUGGAGGAGCCCGUAGCCCUGGCCACCGUGGUGGAGCGGGUGAAGAGCCACCUGAAGCUGGCGCACGUCCGGCUGGCACUCGGAGCGGGCAGGAGCCUCGGUGAGUGUGGCAGUCCCUCCGACUCCCAGGUCCAUGACGUGGCCCUGUGUGCUGGCUCUGGGAGCAGCGUUCUUCAGGGGGUGCAAGCUGACCUGUACCUCACAGGUGAAAUGUCCCAUCACGACGUCCUGGAUGCCACUGCCCAAGGAAUCAGUGUUGUCCUCUGCGAGCACAGCAACACGGAACGCGGCUUUCUCUCGGAGCUACGAGACCUGCUGUGUGCACACCUGGAGAACAGGGUGCAGGUGGUGCUGUCUCAGUGCGACCGGGACCCUCUCUCUGUGGUGUAGCGCUCAGAGAGCCGAAAAGGAAAGAGAAUUAUCCGAGGCCUCCUGCUAAGAAGUGGUUGAGGAGACUGGGCUGGUUUGGUGAACUCAGAGCAAAACUGGUAUAGUGUGGGGCUGACCCCUUUUUGAGAUGGUGUCUCGCUCUAGUUCAGGUUGGCCUUGAACUUGCUCUGCAAUCCACAGAGAUACUCUUGCCUUAGCCUCCCAAAUGCUGAAUUACAAGUGUGUGCCAUCAUCCCCAGCUAGCAAUCCACUUUUACUGUGACUUUUUUUCCUUUCGGUGGUAUGACGGGAGAUUUAAAAAAAUAUUUGUACUUUCUCUUUUCAACGUGUUAUUUUGAUAAUGGUAAAAGCAAACCUUUUGAAAUACUGUCCAAAA